AUGGCCGGCUUUGUGACGCCCAGCGUCAAUAUCUCACUUUUUAUGAAGCGACCAGCAAACUUUGACAUUGCCAUUAAUCUGGACAAUCAAACGAGCCAGGACAACUUUAAGCUACACGAGUACUACAACUCCUCGACCAACUCUAACAGCAACGAUAGUUACCCGUUCGAGAGCGACGGGUACAGCAGCGAGGCUAGCUCAUCUGCUUUUGAUACCUCUUUUAGCAAUACCUCUGAAAUGAACUCGAGUCGGGGCAAGAAGGGCUCCGUUGUCACGUCCAAAUCUCGCAAAACGAAUCAGUCGGCGAGCACUUCUAGUCAGCAGAAGCCUAAAAAGUCAACUGGUGGCGGGCGAAAGCCAAACCGUAAUGACAAGCUCACCCCUGAGGAGGAGCAGAAGAGAGAGAAGCGACGUGAGCGCAACAAACUUGCCGCGGCCCGAUGUCGUAAGAGGCGCCUUGAUCAAACCAACACUCUUAGUGAUGAGGUAGCUCAAGAAGAGGAAAUUCACAUUGAACUUGUCAAUAAGCUAAAUGAUUGGCUCAGCAAAAUGAAAGUGCUGAAAAAUCACAUUGAAGCACACGAGAACGGCUUUGGCUGCAAGAGCAAAGGCUUGUCCCUUCCUCAAGACUUGUUUGCCUCGCUUGACCUUGAGGCAAUGGAAGAGGCGAUGAGACCUCUUGAGGAGGAUGACGAUCUCAGCGAUUUGUCCAUGGCAGUUUCAGAGCCCUCCAAAGUUGUGGUCAAAUCGGAAUCAUCUCACGGCUCAGUUUCUGGUGCCACCUCGGUCAUCGUCUCGGGCAGUAACGUCCCGGCCAAUUUAAUCAGCUUUGCAAACGCCAUCAACAUCAACAACCAGUCAACCUCCUCUGCCUCAAUCUCACCUCCACUCUCAGCCGCCGAGCAGCCCGGCACCAGUCAAAAGCGAAAGCGACCCAACUCCUUACCGGUGUCUAACCCAUUUAAGGCAGCCAGUGUGAGCGAGAGCAGCGGUGCUUUCAACUCCAAUGCCUUACAGACUCCGUCGAUGAUCUUUGGCGGCGACUGCUUUGAGGGCGGCACUGGCCUCACGCCCAUAGAGCCCACUUUGACCUCUUCUGAGCUGGCGCCCUUCACGCCUUCCACAAUGGCAGCUUUGUUCAAUUCAGUUACUGCUCCUUCGCCAAUGGAGGAGACCUCGGAUCAAAAGAAGCUCAUUAUUAUCUAA
Rhagoletis zephyria (snowberry fruit fly) is the source of this 1206-nucleotide messenger RNA. NCBI's taxonomy places the organism in Eukaryota, Metazoa, Arthropoda, Insecta, Diptera, Tephritidae. The record is from RefSeq and is a predicted model, not a curated record.